Molecule: messenger RNA, 1524 nt
Organism: Entamoeba invadens IP1
Lineage: Eukaryota; Evosea; Mastigamoebida; Endamoebidae
Product: rap GTPase-activating protein, putative
Exons: 2
Coding region: 1-1524 (507 amino acids)
Biological process (GO): regulation of small GTPase mediated signal transduction; activation of GTPase activity
Cellular component (GO): cytoplasm
Molecular function (GO): GTPase activator activity
Source: RefSeq, a predicted model, not a curated record
AUGUCGAGCGACGAAGGUGGAAAGAAGAAAAUUCUUUUUAGUAAGGGCUUUCGUGUAUUUGGCGGGGACAGUCGGCGCUCCAGUGAUUACCAAGAGCUAGUAACCAAAAAAGACGAGAAGAAAGGGAAAAAGCGUCACGCAUCAAUAUCGACAGAGGCUCCAAGCACACAACCUCCUCCACCGAAGUUAGUAGUCAAGUCCAAAAAUACCGAUCAAAAAGCAAUAGAAGAAAAAGAGAAUUUAGACAUGCUCAACUUGUUUAAGUCAUGCAUCUCGAAGUUUGCAACACCUUCUCCUUUAGUCUUUCCCUGUCCUUCUUUGACCAAAUACAAAACUUUGAAUAAGUCGACUAUUCAACAGAAAGAAGAUAUGUUUGAAAUGUGUGGCAAUGCGAUCUAUAGAAUCACGGUGAAGAUCGAUUGCUGGAGUUCUUUAGUUCUAGAGACCGAUGAGUUCUGUGAAACGCAAGAGUCUCAACUGAUUCCUCUCUCCGUCCAGAAAAGUGGCUAUAAUUUGGAGUCAAACUCCGCUUCUAUUAAAAGAAAAAGUAACUUUGAAAGUACUAUUAUAGUCGACGUCGAGUCCGACUUCCCUUUUUAUAAACAGUUCUUCUAUAAAAACCUCAAAGUCCACCAUUACUUGUCUAAAGAAGAACACGUCUUAGUCUCAAUCGAGAAAUUUAAUGAAGUCUCUCGAUGUAUCUACAGAGGGCCAAAGGGUGUUGUAAGGUGUUUGAUAGGGAAGGAUGAGUCCGAGAAACCACAGAACUACGCGAGAUUUUUCUCGGAUCCAAAGUCUGUGACGUGCAUUGCAAAUGACAGUGGCAUUGAUGACAAACUCUGUGAGAUGGAGGAAAUGGCAACAGUCUCACACUACAAAUUUGGAGUGAUAUACGUGAAGCCAGGACAAACCACUGAAGAUCAGAUCUUUAGUAACACAGAGAGUGACUGCUCCCCUGCUUUCUGGAAUUUUUUGAACUUAAUUGGAGCCAAAAUCGAGCUUUCAAAGUACUCGGGAUACCGUGGAGGACUCGACGUCAAAACUGGAUCUACUGGGAAAUACAGUUAUACGUCACACACUAACACUUAUGACAUCAUGUUCCAUGUUGCGCCGUUAUUACCUACUUUAAAGGGAGAUGAACAAGGUCUAGAGAAGAAGAGACACGUUGGAAAUGAUAUUGUGGUGUUGGUCUUCAAAGAGAGAAAUGCGCCAAAAGACAUGUUUGAUCCGCAGAUCAUUACAUCACAUAUGAGCAGCGUGUUUGUUGUUGUGUCUCCACAUAACAUGAAGGCAGAUAAUGAUAUGUAUACGGUUGGAAUAGCUUCUAAUGCAGAGAUAGGUACAUUCCCUCCUUACUUGAACAAAAACGGGUUGUAUAAACACGACAAGAAUCUUAAAGACUUCAUUUUACGAAAAAUGAUUAACGCGGAGAGGUCUGCUAUGCUGACGGGAACUUAUAGAUUAAACGCGCGAAAAGCUCUAAAGGACCAAAUCGACAGCAUUGGUAAAACAUUCUGCAAGUAA